Molecule: messenger RNA, 2010 nt
Organism: Orbilia oligospora ATCC 24927
Lineage: Eukaryota; Fungi; Ascomycota; Orbiliomycetes; Orbiliales; Orbiliaceae
Exons: 3
Coding region: 1-2010 (669 amino acids)
Source: RefSeq, a predicted model, not a curated record
AUGGACCCUCAAGUCAACCCCGCCGACAUCGCCAUAAUCCAACAGUGGUGGGAGAACCUCACAGCCGCGGCUGCAAAUGACCUUUCAGAGGUACGGGUACAUGAAUCCCCUUCAGCUUCUCCAAGUCCUCCCCCCGGAGCAUUAUCUCCGGAUUCAAUAUCUUCAACCCCUGCAGCACCAUUUUCACGCUUUGAACUUCUCCCCGGUGAGAUCCGUAAUGAAGUCUACGCCUACCUUCUUUCCCCUUCUCUGAACACCUCUCACGAUGUCUACACCUACCCGCUCGACCCCGCCCGCAACGCCAACAAUAACAACACAGUAUCAAUCCCUUCUUCCUCGUCCACGAACCUCAAUGAUUCUGACAAUAUAAAUACCAUUGCUCCAACAUACCCAACGGAUAUUUAUACCUACCGUGGUCUCACUCCCAGGAAAGUCACAAAUGAAGAUCAAAUCUCCUCUUCGGACUCUGAUAGUGAUGAUGUCGAGCUUGUUGUAUAUUCGAAGGGAAAUGCAAUGGCAACGAUGUCCAGAAUUCGAAUAUAUCAUGAAAUCUUAUUAACAAAUAAGAGGAUAUAUAAAGAAGCCCAUAGAUAUUUAUACACCAUCUGUGGGCCGGUAUUAAAGAUCAGGGGGAUCCCGUAUACUAGUUCUUUAUGCCGGUUAAUGGGUCGGCUGGGAUUCCGAUGGUUUUAUACCCGUCCGACGAAGCGGGAUAUCAAGGGUAGCAUGGGCACUUUGGAUAUUAUAUGGAAGGAGGUUAAGAGUGAUGAUGAAAGUACACCCAAGAUGAAGUUCACACCGGGGUCGAAGGAUCCUGAAAUCGUCUUAACGGAAUCACAGAUUACGCCCUUCGUCCAAUUACUACAAAUCCUCAAAAUCAGAGACACCGAUCAAUCUCAAUUCUUCUCCCUUACAUUCACUCUUCACACCCCACAGAACAUCUACCAAGAACCAAUCUCCUCUUCGACUACAAUUUCGCUAUUCCAAACUACCGUUCUCGAAACCUUCAAAUCAUUCACUGGCACGGGCAUAAAGUACAAAUUCCUCCCGGGAUCCAAUCACAACCCCGGAGAAAUCUCUCAAUACCUCAAGUUUUACAACCAGCCAAUAAUGUGGAUCCGAGCCGAAGCGCUCCGAAUAGUACUCUUAAUAAAAUACAUAUCAAAACAAGGUCUAAAUCCACAAUACAAACAACGAGAUCUAGUCGACGACUUUUGCAAAUGGGUUUUCAUUGGAGAUUUAGUCCGCAACAAAGUUGAUGGUUCUUAUCAACAACUGGCAGAUUUUAGGCCCCGGAUGGAUGACUUAUACCCAGUUCUGACACUGAAACAAAUAGUCCACAUAUGCUUCUACAACGUUUCAAAGUGUUUGUUCCUUAUGGUCGUUAGAAAUAUUUUACCCGAAGAACUGGAGAUUACGGAUGAACUUGGUACUUUAAAGGAACUUUGCCAUGAUUUGGACGAAAUAACUUCGCAGACAAUGGAAGUGGAGACCGAUCUGGGGUAUAAAGAAAUGACCGUUUUGAAACCAGACCAUAUCGCUAGUGUCAAUCAUUUACAGGCUAUGAUCUGUUUUUAUUGUCAUGAAAGAGGGAUGGCUGGUAAGGGAAUCGAAUACUUCCAAAAGUGCAUCAAGAACUCUGAGGGCCAGAGGAAACGAGAUUUUGAAUUUCUAGCCCAUGCAGCGGAUACUUGGAGAAAUGAUGGUCGAGUUACUGGUGAGUUAAUGUACACCCUACUCCAACGUUUUCCGGAAGCCGACCUAGACAUCGACUUCCCCGACAAGAUGGAAUCCUCUCGUCUACACUACGAAUGGACACUCCUUCAAAGAUAUGGAUACAUCGGCGACCCUCUGACCGACAGGUUCGUGCACAUGCCCACAACAAACGGCCCAAAUCUUAACAAUUUCCCCGACAAUCUUUAUCUGGAAGACUAUAAAGCCUCGAGGUUUGCGAAGAAAGUAUGGUUGGGCACUGGGACGGACGAAUUGUUUAUUAGUGAUCCAUUGUAG